Messenger RNA from Penicillium brasilianum, 2285 nucleotides. Lineage: Eukaryota; Fungi; Ascomycota; Eurotiomycetes; Eurotiales; Aspergillaceae. The record is from the annotation of a GenBank genome assembly.
CAGCGACGACGAACAGAAUCACAAGUUGCGCAUCUUUGUAACAAGUGAAAGUUCCAUGGCUUAACCUACUAUCUGCUCCAAUAUUCAAAGCCAAUUAAUUCUCUUUCAAGAUGGAGGACAAACCAACGCCUUCUUCCCUUGGUGAUAUCGACGCUACAGUGCCUACAUCUAUUCCGGAAACCAUAGUGCCUCUCAGUGUACGCUCUGACGCGGACUCUGUGACGCACUCGCAUACGGCUAUUCACCAUGCUCAUUCUGAAGCACUUCUUCAGCCUCAUUUAACAUCUGGUGCCUCAGCAUCCAUGCAUACUAUUCAACCCAGCGCUCUAACAGUCGAGAGCGCCGAGGAUGCUCCUGCGGGAUCGGUCCGUCUUGGACCAUCCGAGUUUGCGGUGACUCUUCCUAUGGACUCGCGAGUGAAAGACGAUUAUGACCGUGUCUUAACCGACUCCGCUGAGAUCACAAGGGAGUUUCUCGCAAGUCUAACCCAUGCUGGUCACGCCUCUGAUUCUCAGCGAGGCUAUCUUUCAUCAAAAAUGCAUGAAGUCAUUGCGAAACUUAACAAUGUAUCUACGCAUCCAGAUUUGAAUAUUGCUCAUCAUGUCUUAUUCGAGGACUCGAAACUCGCUCGGGAAGCCGAGUGGGCUGAAUACUCGAGUGCCAAAUUCCGGCUCCUUGGAUGGCUGAUACGACUUGGUUGCGAUCGCGACCUGCAUAUCAUUCUGGCUGUUCAAGGCGAGGACAAACGUCAAAUUCUUGAACGUUACUUGCUCGGCAAAGGGUUCUCCCAUACCAAGCCUCGGGAUCAGCUUGGUGGUAGCUUGGAAGUCUCAUUGCAAAAGGACUCACUGAGCUUUGCUAUCCACUCUGAGGACGGGGUGCAAGAGAUGUUCAAACCACCAUCUGCCAUCUUUGUCUUCGACACAUCAUACAAACUCGAAAGCCCUGCAGUGCAGCAUCUUCGAACUACAUACACCAGGAAUGGGAUGCUUCUACCCGUCAUCUGGUUCCUUGUUUCCAAUACAUGCGAACAUAUUGAACGAUGUCUACCUCAGCUGCCUGAGCCUGAGCGACUGCGCCUUCUCAUGCAGUACACCGACUAUUUCCACGACGACGUCGGCGACCUUCAGGAUGAUGCCCUCAAUGUGUGCGAAGAUGCCGAGGAGAUUCUCAACUACCUCUCAGAUAGCUUUGCCAGUUGGUCACUCCCCGCCAUUGAGCCUUUGCACUUCGUAUCUGCCAAUGAAUUGGAGUCGGCGACACCUUCUUCUGAAGAGCAAGUACUGGGCACUCAGAAACGAUCACUCGAUGACGAGCAGGAAAACGAAGACUACAUAUCAAAACGCGCACGGGUUAAUACUCAAGAUACCAGCCAAAUGACUCAAUCUACGAAGCCACCCAGUCAAACUCUGGAUCGGGAUCUGGCAUCGUUGGAGAGAAGUCUCAUCCAAAUGAAGGCCACCCACGACACAGAGAAGCAGCAACUCCAGAGAGAGCUUUUGCAGACCCGGGCUCGCUUGCAAGAAUUUGAGACUGCGUUGGGUGUCCUCCAACACCGCUACGAAGCCCGAACCAAGGAAUUACACCUGACUCGUCAAGAGCGCGGUCGCCUAUCAGAGGGCAAGGCAUCCAUGGAGCAACGAAUCGAGAAGCAAAGGGAGGACUUAUUCAAACUGAAAGAGGAGCGCUCACAGUUAAAGGCCGAGCUCGAGGGAGCGCGACAGGAGCUCAAGAAUGGUGGUGGCUCUCUGGCAGAACUGGAGACAGCUCGGGAAGAGAUUCGCCGUCUUACCAGCGAGAAAGCAAGUCUCGAGCGUAAGGCUGAGUACGAGAAGAAUCAAGCGGAGUACACUCGCGAGCAAUAUCAGACCGCCUCCACAGUGGCCGCACAAGCAGGAAAUGAGCUUCGUCAAGUUCGUCACGAAAAUGAGGCUCUAACUCGCAAGGUGCAAGGUAACAUUGUUCAACUUCGGGAAAUGAACAUCAAGAACGACGCGGUUCGUCACCUUGCCCGAAUCAACGAGCUAGAGUUGAUUCUCGCUUCGCGGGACGAUUUGCUACGAAAGAAGGAAGAUGAACUGCGGGAGAUCCGUAAGAAUCGCCCAUCCACGCGUUCGACAAGCACACAGCCGCGGAGUCCGAAGUGGGCUGCCAGUAGCCGUCCAACGAGCCCGGGCGUCGGCCAUAAUGGCAACGGUAACGGUCUUGCUGGCCGGGGCAGUGCCCUACGGUUUAGUUCCGAGAUGCCUUUCUGAUGAUAUCCAUUCCGUCUCGGCCCAAGUAUU